AUGUGGGUAUCUCCUUACGUGACUUCUGAGGUGCCCACCAUCAACAUGGCGACAUCGAAACAGAGUGAGAGCUUGACCGUGGAGUUCACGCAGGUGUCCGGUGCCACUUCCUACAUCCUGCGUGCCGAGACCGCCGACAUGUCCUUCUUCUACGAAACCGAGGUGUCCUCUUCCCCUGGGACCGUGCUCAACCUUCAGGCCUACACCGACUACACUCUCAGUGUCAUGUCCAUCAACAGCGGAGGCAGGAGCCAGCCUUCCCUCCCUGUGGUAGCAAAGACAGUGGUUGCUGCGCCCAAGCUCAACUCCACCUCUCCCAGCAAUGACACCAUUGUGGUGGGGUGGGAGCCUGUGGACCACGUUUUCCUGUACACCAUUAGCAUCAUCAUGGAGGGCUCAGACAGCAGGGUGAAGCUCAACACCACUGACACCAGCGUGACCUUCUCUGGCCUGGAGGCUGGGACUACCUAUUGCAUCAAGGGCAACGCCUGGGAUCCCGAGAAAAGACAGGGAGAUGACUUCACCGUCUGCCAGAUCACACGUCCAUGCAUCCCUGUGCUCACUGAGUUGGAGGUGAGGAUGGUGGGCUCUGAGGCCGGUCUGUCUGUGUCCUGGGCUCCAUCACAGGGGGCGGGGGAGUACCUGGCCUUCAGCUCAGAGGGGCUGAACUGUACCUCUACCACCGGCGCCUGCACCCUGGCCCCCGUGGGGUGUGGCCAGAGACACACCGUCACCGUGACAGCCAUCAACGAGGGAGGACCCAGCAUCCCUUCUGCUCCCGAGGAGUUCAUCACCUUCCCCUGCCCACCAGAGCCCCUGCGUGUGGAGGAGACCAAGGCAGGUAAUUGCUCUGUGUUGUGGGACGCCAUACCCUACACCGACACCUACGUGGCCUUCAUCAAGAGGGAUGAUGGUCAGGAGGAGAGGUGCAACACCAGCUCCACCAGCUGUAACUAUCACUGCCAGUGUGGAUACACCUACCUGAUGACUGUGUUCGCCUUCAGCCUGGCUGGAUCCAGCCCACCGGGCCCCGUGCUCAACUACACCACCUUACCCUGUUGUCCCGAGGAUGUGUUCAUCUCCCUGGCCUCCCCCGGCACCCUGGAGAUCAUGUGGUCAGCAGUGCGUGGGGCUGAGGUGUACGAGACGCGGGCGGUGGAAGGGUCAGAGGUCAUCCUGUGUAACGACACGGCACCAGUGUGCGCUCUCUCCGACCUCACCUGUAACAGCCCCUACAGUGUGGUGGUGAUCCCCUGUAAUGAGAUUAGAGGGUGUAACCACACCUGCAGAUCACACACUAAGGAGACAGCUCCCUGUAUGCCAGAGAUCCUGAAUGUGACCCAGAUCAACACCACCAGUGUCAAAGUCAGCUUUAGUACUCCCAACAGAGCAGGUACCACCUACAAAGUGAGCGUAGUGGCCCAGGACAACAGAAACACCUGCACUUCCAGAGGAACGUCCUGUGAGAUACUUGACCUGCCCUGUGGCGAGGUCUAUGAGGUCAGCGCCAUAGCAACCACCACCGUGGGCGACAGUUUUCCCAGCUACAGUAUUCCACUGGAAACAGCACCCUGUUGCCCGGCAACCUUUAACGUUGAACAGGUGACUCAGGCCAUGACCAAUGUCACCUGGUCGAUGGCGAGAGGCACACACACCUACAUGACCUCUCUGACCUCACCGAAAGGCACCGCCCGCUGCCACACCCUGGACACCCACUGCCUGAUGGGAUGCAUCACCUGCGGAACAAACUACACCGUCAGCAUGGAGGCCAUCAGCCGCACUGGACACAUGUCUGAGUGCACCUAUCAUGGCUUCUCAUCCAGUGCUUGUUGUCCAUCGGGCGUGAAGCUGUACAGGAUGGCCAACAACACACUGCGUGUAUACUGGCGUUCCACUGGCGGUCUCCACAACUACACGGCCAAGAUGGUUGGUAGCCAGUCCAACUACACCUGCACCCCUCCCCCCGGGGGCAACACCUGUGAAGUGCCGGAGAUCAUGUGUGGGGACGUCUACAACGUAGUGGUGGCCCCUCUCACCCAGGACGGAGCCAUGGUUCAGUUCUGCCCCCAGAGGAUGUACUCAGUUUCCUGCUCGGGAAGCAAUGUUGGAAUGGUAAUCUAUCGAGGAAAGAGAAGUCUGGACUAGCAGAUGUUCCCAGUCCCGUAGAUAUCAGGAGGAGCAGAAACAAGCUUCUCAUUCCCCCAACAAGUCUUCCUAAUCCCCAAGAGGAAGUGAACCUCUCUACAAAAUAUCCCAGACUAAAUUAUAGUUUAGUUUAAGACCUGUUUUUCGGAUGUGCAAAACAUCUACAGUUACUGAUCUGAACAAAUAUACUGAAUUAAACAACAAAUUCAUCCUGAAUAAGUAGCUUUAUUUUUAUCUAACACUUCUUUUAUUAAGUGAUUGCAUCGUUUUUAAUAAGAAUGAGAAAUUACAUGUU
Oncorhynchus gorbuscha (pink salmon) is the source of this 2440-nucleotide messenger RNA. Its product is annotated as fibronectin type III domain-containing protein 7-like. NCBI's taxonomy places the organism in Eukaryota, Metazoa, Chordata, Actinopteri, Salmoniformes, Salmonidae. Gene Ontology annotation, molecular function: protein binding. The transcript is spliced from 12 exons. The record is from RefSeq and is a predicted model, not a curated record. Bases 1 to 2145 code for a protein of 714 amino acids.